Messenger RNA from Ctenocephalides felis (cat flea), 582 nucleotides. RefSeq names its product vacuolar ATPase assembly integral membrane protein VMA21 homolog. The record is from RefSeq and is a predicted model, not a curated record. NCBI's taxonomy places the organism in Eukaryota, Metazoa, Arthropoda, Insecta, Siphonaptera, Pulicidae. Gene Ontology annotation, biological process: vacuolar proton-transporting V-type ATPase complex assembly. Bases 102 to 371 code for a protein of 89 amino acids. Gene Ontology annotation, cellular component: endoplasmic reticulum membrane. The transcript is spliced from 3 exons.
AUAAAUUUGAACUGUCAUUCACGUGCUUUUUCGAUUUUAAUAGUAUUAAAGCAGUAGUAAAGUAACAAAGUUGUGUUUAUACCGAAUUUUAAUAACAUAGGAUGUCUGAUUCUAAAAAAAAUGAUUCCAUCGACUUUGGGAUCUUCAGAACAGUUCUGUUCUAUUGCAUCACAAUUAUCGUUAUGCCAGUCACAACAUUUUUCAUAACCAAAAGUGUACUUUUUGAUGGAAUUUUAAAUACGAAUACAGUAACCAGUAAUGUCUUAUCGGCUGUAGCUGCUGUGAUAGUAUUACAUUUUGCUUUAGGACUAUUUAUAUAUAGAGCAUACUUUGAAGUAGAAAAGAAGAAACCUACUUCCAAGCAGGACUAAAAAUCAUCAAAUUACUAGUGUUAAGAAUGUUUGAUGAAGUCAUUAAACUUUUGAAUGUGAGAGUGAAAUACCACAUUGAACAAACACGAAUUGCAAACAUUCUGGCUGAUAUGAAUAGGAGAACACCAUCAAGAGUGCAAGAAAAAGCCGCUGAAGGUGUUAUAAGAAGGCUUUUACCCAACCAUGCUCACAUGUUCGAAGUACACGUUGA